Messenger RNA from Stegastes partitus (bicolor damselfish), 984 nucleotides. Its product is annotated as troponin C, skeletal muscle. NCBI's taxonomy places the organism in Eukaryota, Metazoa, Chordata, Actinopteri, Pomacentridae. Gene Ontology annotation, molecular function: calcium ion binding. The coding region runs from base 17 to 619 and encodes 200 amino acids. Gene Ontology annotation, cellular component: myosin II complex. The record is from RefSeq and is a predicted model, not a curated record. The transcript has 6 exons.
GUUAAAUGGUGGCUGGAUGAGAGGGUACUUAUGGAGGGCAGUGAAGCCUCAGAGAUACCUGAGCGGUGCAGGAGGGACACUUUCUUUUCUAGUCGUCUGCUGUUCGUUCUGUUGUUCAGCACAGCCGGCCGCCAUGCCCACCGACGCCCAAAGUGACGCUCGGUCCUUCCUGACUGAAGAGAUGAUUGCUGAGUUCAAAGCCGCCUUCGACAUGUUCGACACCGACGGCGGCGGCGACAUCAGCACCAAGGAGCUGGGCACCGUGAUGAGGAUGUUGGGUCAGAACCCGUCGAGGGAGGAGCUGGACGCCAUCAUCGAGGAGGUCGAUGAGGACGGCAGCGGCACCAUCGACUUCGAGGAGUUCCUGGUCAUGAUGGUGCAGCAGCUAAAGGAGGACCAGGCCGGGAAGAGCGAAGAGGAACUCUCAGAGUGCUUCCGUAUUUUCGACAAGAACGGAGACGGUUUCAUCGACCGUGAGGAGUUCGGAGACAUCCUGCGUCAGACCGGAGAGAAUGUGGCGGAGGAAGACGUCGAUGAGAUGUUCGGCGAAUCGGACUCGAACAAAGACGGAAAGAUCGACUUUGACGAGUUUCUGAAGAUGAUGGAGAACGUCCAGUAGUGAGGCCAGCUCUACAUUCCUUCCUUCCUUCCUUCCUCUGAGAGAAAACGACGAGUAAUCUGCUCUAAAAACGCCCCUCAAACCUUCACGCUGUGGUUUCUGAGAUGUGAAAACGGAGACAGACGAGCCCCCCGCCCCGCCGGCCCAAGCCUGUUGAGGAUAUCUAUAAAUAUCCGCCCAAACCUUUUAAGACGAACACACUUUCCCCCCUCGGACACUUCGGCGUGUCGGACACCCAGCUGUCCUCCUUUAGCAGCUGCUUCUCCUCCAGAAACGCUACACCGCCGAGCUUCGACUCCCCCCAAACCGAACCUCUCCUCCUCCCUGAUCUGCUUUCUAAAUAAAUUCUUCUUCCACCGAUCGUA